GUUGCCAGGGAGUUGCGCGGGGGGCCUUAAGGGUAAAGCGGCGGCUGCGCGGAGGAGUGUGGCGCUGCUGGGGCUGGGGGUGAGCGACGGCGUCGGGGGCUGAGGGGAGCACCGCGCAGGACGUGUAGUUCCCAGCCGGGAGGCGCCGCCGCCAUUGCCGCCUCGCUCGGUGAGCGCAGCCCCGCUCGCCGAGCCGGGCCUCAGCGGGCCACCAGCACGAUGGGCCAGUGCGGCAUCACCUCCUCCAAGACUGUGCUGGUCUUUCUCAACCUCAUCUUCUGGGGAGCAGCAGGCAUUUUGUGCUAUGUGGGAGCCUAUGUCUUCAUCACUUAUGAUGAUUACGACCACUUCUUUGAAGAUGUGUACACUCUUAUCCCUGCUGUAGUGAUCAUAGCUGUAGGAGCCCUGCUUUUCAUUAUUGGGCUGAUUGGCUGCUGCGCCACAAUCCGGGAAAGCCGCUGCGGACUUGCCACAUUUGUCAUCAUCCUACUCUUGGUUUUUGUCACAGAAGUCGUUGUGGUGGUUUUGGGAUACGUUUACAGAGCAAAGGUGGAAAAUGAAGUUGAUCACAGCAUUCGGAAAGUGUAUAAGACCUACAAUGGAACCAAUCCUGAUGCUGCUAGUCGGGCUAUUGAUUAUGUACAGAGACAGCUGCACUGUUGUGGAAUUCACAACUACUCAGACUGGGAAAGCACAGACUGGUUCAAAGAAACCAAAAACCAGAGUGUCCCUCUUAGCUGCUGCAGAGAGACUGCCAGCAGCUGUAAUGGCAGUCUGGCCCACCCCUCUGACCUCUACGCUGAGGGAUGUGAGGCUCUGGUUGUGAAGAAGCUGCAAGAAAUUAUGAUGCAUGUUAUCUGGGCAGCACUGGCAUUUGCAGCUAUUCAGCUGCUGGGCAUGCUGUGUGCAUGCAUCGUGUUGUGCAGAAGGAGUAGAGAUCCUGCUUAUGAGCUCCUCAUCACCGGUGGAACCUAUGCAUAGUAGCAAACCUGAGCUUUUUAGUCUUGUUCUGAUUUGGAAGGUGAAUUGAGCAGGUUUGCUGCUAUUGGCCUCCUGAGUUGUUUUAGUUAAAGCACAUGUAUACUGGUGUUGGACAGAGCAGCUUGGCUCUUCAUUUACCUACCUGCCUAUGUACCCACCCACCCACCUACCCAUCUACCCACCUGCCCACCUACCUAUGGCUUUCUUUUCCCUUGUUCUAGCUGAUUCUCUUUAAGUUUUUAAGUAUGGUGGAAAAUGUUCUAAUUUCAGAACCAUUUGCAAGUUGUGUAGUGUAGUAGAAUUAAUGGAGGGUGUGGGUCUGCUUUUGUUACCUCCAAGCAUUAAUGGGACUGAUUCUGAAGUAUCACCGGACCCUUUCAGUCUUUAUAAUGUAGAAUUAUUGGCCAAAGGUUUUGGGAGGAGGGGGAAGAAGCCAGCUGUCUGGUUAAUGUUAAUGCCAGAUAGUACCCCUCAUCACUGUCCUUUUAAAAUAUACAUAUACUAUAGUCCAAUAAGAUAACAGUUGUACAAAAUGGCUAAAAUAGACUUUAGAAUUAUAUGGUACAUGUCUUGAUUCAUCUUCAAAAUCAGACACUGAUCUUUGAAACUAGUGGUUUUUAAUCAAAGCUGACUUUAUAGGAGGAGUAUAAUGUAUGCACUACUGUUUUAAAACAAUUAGUGUGAGUGUGUGUGUGUGUUUUUUUAUGAUUGAGCCCAUUCAUCAUAAGUCUUAAAACUCGUUUGGAAAUAAUGUACCCAUGUAGACUAGCAAAAUAGUGCGUAGAUGUGAUAUCAGUUGUAAAUAGAAAAAUCUAAUUCAAUAAACUCUGUAUCACCCCUCGAUAUGUAGUUUUUAAUUAUUUUGGGUGUACUUGAAUUCCA
This is a messenger RNA of Orycteropus afer afer, 1863 nucleotides long. It is a transcript of the gene TSPAN3, whose product is annotated as tetraspanin 3. The record is from RefSeq and is a predicted model, not a curated record. Lineage: Eukaryota; Metazoa; Chordata; Mammalia; Tubulidentata; Orycteropodidae. Gene Ontology annotation, biological process: protein maturation; regulation of vascular endothelial growth factor signaling pathway; protein localization to plasma membrane. Gene Ontology annotation, cellular component: membrane.